Messenger RNA from Hippopotamus amphibius kiboko, 246 nucleotides. RefSeq names its product bublin coiled-coil protein-like. The transcript has a single exon. Lineage: Eukaryota; Metazoa; Chordata; Mammalia; Artiodactyla; Hippopotamidae. Bases 1 to 246 code for a protein of 81 amino acids. The record is from RefSeq and is a predicted model, not a curated record.
AUGUCGUGCCCCAGCAGGGACCUGGGAUUGCUGGUGGGGGCAGAAGGUGAGGACCACAGCUUCCAGGAAGCAGAAUAUGCUGCCAUCAACUCCAUGUUGGACCAGAUCAACUCCUGCCUGGACCACCUAGAAGAGAAGAAUGACCACCACCUUGCCUGCCUCCAGGAGCUGCUUGAAUCCAACCGACUGUUGCACCCUGAGCUCAAGCAACAGCUCAGAAUGGCCCACAGCAAUGCCAAUCCCUAG